ACAGGCAGACUGCAAUUGGAUGUUGAGGACAAGAUGCCCAAUCUUACCUCUGCAUCUGAAUUUCUGCUCCUGGAAUUUUCAGAGAUCCGACAACUACAGAUCUUACAUUUUGUUGUAUUUUUGGCAGUAUACUUGACUGCAGUGACUGGCAAUCUUCUCAUCACCAUUGCCGUAGCCCUGGAUCAUCACCUGCACACCCCCAUGUACUUCUUCCUAACAAACUUGGCUGUUCUGGACCUUGGUUCAGUUUCUGUCAUAGUACCUAAGGCUAUGGCAAAUUCUAUCCUAAACACCAGGUCCAUUUCUUAUUCUGGCUGUGUAGCCCAGGUUUUCUUCCUUAUCUUCCUUGCAGGAUCAGAUUUUGCCAUUUUAACAAUAAUGGCACAUGAUCGGUAUGUUGCUAUCUGUAAUCCAUUGCAAUAUGAGACAAUUAUGCACAAAGGAGCUUGCAUUCAGAUGACAGUCAGUGCAUGGAUUGCAGGUAUACUCAACAGUAUAUUACACACUGGAGGAACCUUUGUCAUCACCUUCUGCUCCAACAUGAUUAAUCAGUUCUUCUGUGAAGUUCCACAGAUUCUACAACUCUCCUGUUCUGACAUGUAUCUAGUUGAAGUUGGAAUCAUUAUGUUUAGCUGUUGCCUUGGACUAGGAUGCUUCAUCUUCAUCAUUGUCUCCUACAUGAAGAUUUUUGCAGCAGUGCUGAGAAUCCCUUCCGUUCAUGGUCAGAAAAAGGCCCUCUCCACUUGCCUUCCCCACCUCACUGUGGUGUCUUUGCUUGUAUUUAGUAGCAUCUUUGCCUAUGUGAGGCCUCCCAGUUAUGCUUCAUCUGACCAGAAUGUUCUUUUUGCAAUAAUUUAUGCUGUUCUCCCUCCCAUGCUCAAUCCAUUCAUCUAUAGCAUGAGAAACAAGGAAAUCAAGACUGCAUUGCUGAAGCUCUCUGAUUUGAAAAAUAACAAC
Molecule: messenger RNA, 957 nt
Organism: Heteronotia binoei (common prickly gecko)
Lineage: Eukaryota; Metazoa; Chordata; Lepidosauria; Squamata; Gekkonidae
Product: olfactory receptor 14I1-like
Exons: 2
Biological process (GO): G protein-coupled receptor signaling pathway
Cellular component (GO): membrane
Molecular function (GO): olfactory receptor activity; G protein-coupled receptor activity; odorant binding
Source: RefSeq, a predicted model, not a curated record